Symbiodinium necroappetens is the source of this 6083-nucleotide messenger RNA. Lineage: Eukaryota; Dinophyceae; Suessiales; Symbiodiniaceae. The record is from the annotation of a GenBank genome assembly.
GAUUUCACAUUGGCGGUCUCGUGUCCCCGCCCUCCCCAGCAGCUGUGGAGUCUGUGCUAAGUACGUUGGCCACACGAUCAGUUACGUUCCAAUCCUUGCAGCCUCUACACCAGCUCGUACCUGCGAACGCCAGGCGCCGUGUCACUGCAUACCUGCUCAGUCAUCCGCAAUUCCUGGAUGCAGGCUUGGUUAAGCGCAUAAUGGAGGAGUGGCAUGGCGGCACUUGUCCGGCAAACAGUCAGGGGGUGACCAUCCCAACUUCUGUAGGUGACCUGCGCAUCACAUUGGCCUCGCGAGUUGUUAGACAGUUUGACACUGCUGCUCCUGCAUCCACAUCGGAUGCCAUGUUGGAGACUGCAGCGGAAGGCAAUCUGGAUCCAGCCCCGCGAACAGGCGAGGCUCCCAGCCACAACACGGCUGACCUCCCCGCUCCUCUUGUACCUUCCAGUGAGCUCACGAUGAGCAGCUCGGGACUAGCGGCUGCUACAAGCGUCCGGGACAUCCCUGCCAAUGCUGAGUCGACAAGUGGCCCCUGCCCCCUCUCGUCUCCUUUUGAGGCUGAGGGUAUGCCUUCGCUUGCCCCCUCCACUGAGGAAGUGAGUUCUGUGCUGCCUGUGCCAGCACCCUCACCCUUGCCCCCGGCCAGCAGUGAGGUGUCUGUCCCCUCCUCCACUGUUGCCCCUUCCCCUGACCUUGCCGCGGACGAUGUCGGCCCCGCCCCACCCUGCCCUUCUGAGUCCAGGGCCAGCCCGCUCCCAGCCGUUUCGGCGGGCAUUGCUCCCAUGACCCCUCCGAUGGAUUGCGAGCUUACACCCCAGCUACGGGGUGCUGAGUAUGCUGCCGGGGUUGUCAUUGCGGUACACCGCUCGGUUGCGAGUAAUUGGUCUGACAUCAGCAGAGAUGAGAGGGGUCGUGGCAUCAGCGCUUGUUUGCUGUUAGCCAAUGGUGGGAGGCUGCGGGUGGUAGGACUUUAUGGUCCCACUGGUGGGAAUCUCCCGAACUUUGCGCACUCACCUGACAACCUUGCCGCUGAAACUAGUCUUAAAGCUUUCAUCUCCCAAGAAGAGCGUAAGGCAGCAAUGGCAGGUGACGCCAUGAUAGUGGGGGGGGACUUGAACUCUGUUGUCUCACAGCCCCUGGACACUUGGGAAGGCAGCCACAUUGAUCGUAUUGAUUGUGUUGCCCGCCAUUUGGCAGCCAUGGGUCUCAUGGAUGUGUUCCGGGCGUUCCAUCAGGACAUCAGGGCCUUCACCUUCUUCUCCACCGUAUCUGCCAGUAGGCUUGACAGCAUCUGGUACCUGCCUGCACCAGCUUGGGCUGCAAGCCCCGUGAACUCAUCAAUCUUGUGGCAAUGGUCGCAUCGCACUGAUCAUGAACCCGUUAUGGUGGACUUCACCUUCCAGCUUCCCGUGAUCCAUACCACCCUGCCCAGACCUUCCCCCACAUGGAAAACAAUCACCGGUUUGCUCGGUUCACCGGAUAUGGCGCGAACUUGUCAGCAGGUGCACCGCAAGCUCGAACAACAUAAACUUCGCUUACAACUCAUUUCUGAGCGCUUCACUGAGGCUGAAAUGCUCCUUGAUGCCACGUCUAAACCUCCAUGCGAGGGUGUAGUCGGGUUGUGGGAUGAACUGAUACCUCCGGCGGCUGACGAGGCCAAGCGCCUUAGGGACAUUGUCGACGGCAGCUUUAGUGAACUGCAGGCUAUUCUCCUGUCUUGCUUGCCCGAUGUUGCGGCGGGCGCAUCGCGUAGGAAUGCCAAGGCAUCGGAGGCAUGGCACCACUGCCUACUAGAGCUCAAAAGCAUUAGGCGAUACCUGCAGGACAUUGCCGCCAAUCCACUCAAACAGUUCGUUAUGGAAAAAAUCUCAUUGCAACAGGCUUCUACACUGGCGGCAAAGGCCACUGCGCUUAUGCGGCUUGUGCAGACCAAUUUUCACCACGUAGAGGCCUCAGUGACCUGGGACUCUUUUCGAAGCAACCUCGUUGAGUGGGUGGGCACGCUGGGAGUGCCUGAGUUUCGUCAGUUGCAGUGCGAAGCUGCGUUGAGUAGUGCCUCGCUUACCCGUUUCUCCCGCUCUACUGUAGGUAAUCUCGCGUCGUCUAUGUUGCCGUUCCGUUGGUCUCUAAACAUUGGCGUGACAGACAGACGACACGCUCCGACCUUGAUCGCGCAAGUCACGGAGUGGAUUGACAAUGUCCAUAAACUGUAUUCCAGCUGCACCAACAAGCAGUCGAGAGGCUACUUGCAGGAUCGUCGUCAGCGCCUCCGUGCAGGGGAUGUGAAGGGUUGGGCAAAACUGAUGCGCCCGCUCCCACAGCCUCGGUUGGAGUACCUUCCUGACUGGUGUGUGCGUGAUGAUGGUGUUGCUUACAGGCCCACCACGGUUUCCGAUGUGUUACGGGGUGCCGAGCAGGAAUGGGGGGCACUGCUUCGUGAACCUGCGGAGUCAUGGAGCCAUGAUCUCAUCCGUAGCUACCAGGACUCCACCGGCCGCAUACGCGGUAUGCUUGACUUCAUAUCAGUCAUGUCCUCGCAUGGUAACGAGAACCUUCAUCGUGUAAGCGAUGCACUGCUUUAUCCCGGGCCUUGGCUUUUGUUGUCUUGGCAUCGCCAUCAGCUCCAUAUUUGGACUGAGCACUGUUUGGUUGUUGCCGGUUGGGUUCUCCGCUGGGACGGGUGGGCUUGGGUGGGUUAUCGGCAGGCGCCUUGUUGUGGUGCUAGGUGCAAGAGCUUUUCUGGCGAAGCAUUGACUUUCAAAGACGAGCUGGUAUUGCUAGCUGUGGAUUACGAGAAAUUUUUUAACACAUUGCAGCUUGCAGAAAUCGUUAGCCACUCGCCUGGGCGUCACCUCGCCUAUUUCUGUCUCCCGGGGAGUUACGAGAGAACAGCUCUCAAGGCUACCGAACGUGUUGGUGACCUGCCGGGCAUCUCUGAAACCCUUACCCUGGGUAGUGCUAGCUCUGGUGUCGGAUUCUCAUGGAAGAAAUGUCGAGCUUUUGCUAGCGACUGGGAUGAGAGACAAGAGCAGGCAGGCCCACAAGUCCAACUGCAGGGCUUGCAGCUCCGCAGUUGGGAUAUUUGGAGUGGUGGUUUUAAGCAGGUUGUUAUUCCAAGGGCGCUUCCAGAUGAGGAGGAAGUCCUGCUGGGCAAACGUGGCACUCUGAGGGACAAGCACACCCUCGCGUCCGAGGAUGUCCUCAAAAGCAUUCGAAGUGCAAAACUACGGAUCGCAUCCAAACGAUGCUCUUGGGACGAGGCCUCUGCACUCAUGCAGUGGGUCGUUGGCGGCAUUCUCUCGUAUGCCCCCCUCCUUGGCAUACCCUCGCCUGAGGAGGUACAUGCAGAGGAUCAGGCGUUUCAGCGGCUCCUUCUGCACACUGUAGGCACCCGAUCCACGGCGGAGCGCGCGAGCCUUCUUGCUCCGAGAUCCUCCGGUGGUCUUGGAGCGCCAUGCCUUGUAGAACUCUUGAUUAGCUCGGCUGCUUCUGACGUCCUUUUGCUUCUCAACGGUUCCUCCCAGGUUGCCUUAAUCGCCCGAGAUACCUUGAGACAGGCUAUCGAGUCCCAUCCCGACCAGCUCGACUCCCAUGAAGGUACACUGUUGAGUGCUCUCAAAUUCCUAGCAGGGUAUGGCCUGUACGUUGAAGUUUCCACGGAUCGCAUGGUGGGUAGAAUUCUUGAUUGCAUAGCUGGGGAAAAUGCCUUGUCUCAGCCCUUCACUGUAGCCUUCCAGCCGGCCACCCACGCCAGAGCGCUGGUGUACUGUCGAGUGGGGUUGGCUGCCAACUCCAUCCGACGUGCAUGGCACCGCAUCCGCACUGUAGCUCCUGUGCAGGAGUGGUUUUCAGUUGCGUGUUGGACAGAGCACCUCGAUUUGGCGUGCCCCUUUCCCCCCUCAACCUGCGCCAAUGCGGCUAGAAGAGCCUCAGAGCAAGCGGAGUCAGAUUGGCGAACGGAGUGUGCCAUCUUCCGCCCGGGUAAUGCUUCACCUCCUAUCUCUGAGGAUUGGCCCGUUGAGGCAUGGGAGCGGGCCAACAGUGUUCCAGAUGCUCGCACGGCCUUCUUGAUGGCUCAGGCUUCCUGUCUGCAGCUCGAAGGCUGGGACUACGCAAUGUUUGGGGACGGGGGGCGGGUCUGCCAGAACUGCCCCACGUACUCCUAUCAAGCACGUUCCUUCGGACCUGUGGGGGACUACUGGGGUACCAGCUCUGUUGUUUCGGACCGUCAUGUAGGUUGUUUGCCUUUAAGAGUUGGUUGGGAACAUACUGGGGUACAUGAAGCUGAGCUCGCGGCUAUGCUGGGAUCGCUGCGCUACAGGCGCCAUGGCGAGUGGAUGCUUCUGGUUGCUGAUCGGUCGGCCCUCUUUCAUAUCCUCAACAAAGCCAGUGUGGGCGAUGAGGCUGUGCUAUUGAGGCAGCAUUGCCAGCCAUGGGUUACGCGAUUAUGGCACAUUCUGCGGGAGCGCGCCGCCUCUUGGAAGCCAGGCGUGCCGAUCCCGUCAUGGCGACUUCAACAAAUUGAGCUUCCCUCUGCAUGGAACAUGCAACUCCCGGGUGACGCAGACUCACGCAACAAGUGGUACUCCCGCAUUGCUUUCUCUCGUUUCGGGCUGGUUGGGGUCGACAUCAAGUCACACCAAACGCACACGGCUCUUCCCCAUCCGGUUCUUGCUCAGGGGAAUCAGCAGCAGGAUGAAGGAUGCGCCGUGGCAAGGACGCUCCCCCGGCCAUCGGACAUUCGAAAACCGGCUGGUGGCCCUUUCGUGUAUCUCGUCUGCCAAGGCCAUUCUGUCACUUCGCCAGUCAGGGACUUCCUACGUAAAGCCAUGCGAAAGGAAGCUCUGACUAAGUGGGCCUCUAAGCCUGUUCAAGGGCUGAUUGCGCAUGUAGGCCAAGAGCUCUUUAAACCUUGCCUCAACCCUGAGCUUUACAGGCACUGUCACAUCCCAGCGCCUUGGAAGCGGUGGGCGCUUGCCCAAGACGACAAGUAUGUAGACCUUGCCCCCAUGUUUUUUCGGUGCACGCGAUCCAUCGGUGGCAGUUGGACAGAAAGGCUCCAUUCGGAUGCGGACCUUCAGACCCUGGCGCAGAGGUGGAUCUUGUAUCGUGGGUUGGACAGUGUGCGUACGUGUCCCCUCUGUGGUCGAGGACCAUGCACUCCCAGACAUGUGUUCAUGAGUUGUGAGCACAUGCGCCCCCUAGUGGACGCCCUCAGGGACUCAGUAGAAACAGCUCUGACUGCAAGUCAACCUUCGGACUCUCUUAUCGCGGCAGCGGCUGGCUGGCGUUCGCGGAGCGCCAACUUGCUACCCGGGGUACCGUCCCCGGAGGAUGCUGCCAGGUGGCCCGUUCUCAGUGCUUGGCGCUGGAUGGUUGCUAUCCCAGAGCGGGAAGCUUUUCUUACAGAGGAGCCCAGGGGUAGCUCCCGGGAUAGUAGCCGCAGGGCCAAAGGACAUGAUCUUGCAUAUCGCGGAGUCAUUCCGUUGGCCUUGGGAAAAGCAUUAUGUAGCUUGCAUCACUCUGAAGAUGCGGACCAUCUCCUCCCGCCCGACACUUUUGCUACACUCCGUCAGCCCGGCUUAGCGGCUGAUGAGGUUGCUGCUUCCCGCUCUCGCGCCUCCCGCAUCCAGCCUGCGCUCAUGGUCAACAGCUUGCUGACCCUGUUGGAUAACAUGCAUCCUGCUGGUGAUCCACAAAUGGUCCCCUUCAUGCCAGGGGCCAUUAUUGCCGCCGUGCGGGCGAGCAUGCGCUGCCAGCGCCUGUUAGUUGCUGUUGGCAAUGUGGGGGUGCUAUCCUUCUUCCCGGCCCUCCCCGACCCUGCAGGUGGUGCCACCAUGAAGGUGGGGACCUCGCAUGUAGUGGUUGCGGUCGCAGGUUGCACAAACGGGGGCAGUGUCGUGCUUGGAAUCGUGGGGCCAGCAAGCACUAUCUACCAGGGCCUGAUGAACCACAUGCGCUGUGCCCAGAUUGCAUGUGGGUUUGGCUGCAAGCGUGGAUGGCCUGCCCAAGACGGCAAGGCCUUUCUCACCAUGGUGGAUGGAACCACUUGCAUAGCUCUCCAUGAAUAUGAAUGGGACUAA